Molecule: messenger RNA, 1191 nt
Organism: Rhopalosiphum padi (bird cherry-oat aphid)
Lineage: Eukaryota; Metazoa; Arthropoda; Insecta; Hemiptera; Aphididae
Gene: Nthl1
Product: endonuclease III-like protein 1
Exons: 5
Coding region: 179-1021 (280 amino acids)
Biological process (GO): base-excision repair; base-excision repair, AP site formation; nucleotide-excision repair
Cellular component (GO): nucleus
Molecular function (GO): oxidized pyrimidine nucleobase lesion DNA N-glycosylase activity; DNA binding; DNA-(apurinic or apyrimidinic site) endonuclease activity
Source: RefSeq, a predicted model, not a curated record
AGAUUAAUAUUCUGUUCUAAUUUUGAUGUCCAUACUCCAUUUUAUCAAUUAAUUUUGAAAUAAUUACUCGUCUAUAUAUGUACAACUUUUAAGUACUACAUUAAUACACUAAUUAAUAACACAUCAAAACAGACUAAAUAUCAGUUUUGAAAUCGUAAUACAUUUCAUUUUGAUUAGAAUGCUUAAAUCUUUGAGGAAUAAACGUUCUUUGACCGAUAAAAUUGGUUCUAACAAAGUUGAAAAUAAUGCACAAGUUGCCAAAAAAAGAAAACAUUUGACAAUAAAAUCUGAUAUUAAUGAAAAACCUACAAAUUCUGAUUGGAUGCCACCAAAUUGGGAAAAUACAUUGAAUAAUAUAAGAAAAAUGCGUAAAGAAAUUGUUGCACCUGUAGACAACAUGGGAUGUGACCAAGCUGCAGACCUAAAUGAAUCACCGGAAGUGAUUAGGUAUCAUGUACUAAUCUCAUUGAUGUUAUCGAGUCAAACAAAAGAUGAAGUUAAUUUUGCAGCCAUGCAACGUUUGAAACAGCAUGGCCUGACUGUUGAUAAUAUUUUAGAAAUUUCAGACAAAAAUUUGGGAGAACUUAUUUAUCCUGUUGGAUUUUGGAAGAGGAAAGUUGAGUAUAUUAAGCGUACAACUCGCAUAUUAAAAGACACAUAUAAUGGUGAUAUACCAAGCACAAUAAAAGAUCUAUGUCAGUUGCCUGGCGUAGGACCUAAAAUGGCUCAUCUCUGUAUGAGUUGUGCCUGGAAUGAAGUUACUGGAAUUGGUGUAGAUACUCAUGUACACAGAAUAAGUAAUCGCUUGGGAUGGGUUAAGAAAACUACCAAGACACCAGAAAAUACACGUAUUGAAUUAGAAUCUUGGUUACCUAAAGAUCUUUGGCGUGAAGUUAAUCACAUGUUAGUUGGAUUUGGGCAGACUAUAUGCAGACCUGUAGGUCCUCGUUGUACCUCUUGUUUAAACAAAACAACUUGUCCUUCUGCUGUAUUAAAUAGCCCAUCAAAAAAAAAGGAUUAAAUAUUUAUUAAUUAUUGUCCUAUUUUAAGUAUUAUUAAAAUCUCAUUGUUAUUAUCUAUUUUUUUUUUAUUAAUUAUCAUGAUUUACUAAUAAUUUUUUAUAAAAAAGCAUAUUUUUUUCACUCAUUUUAUAACAAAUGUUUUCAUUAAUAUAUUACCUUCUAAAUGUUA